AUGAUGCUGUUGGAGCUUUGGGUCUUAUCCUGGAGCAAAAACUUACAGCUGCUUUGCGAUGCUUGCUUAUGGGGCAUCUGCAGAGCAGUGGAUGAGAUUGCAAAGGAUGGAAAAUCUACUAUCCUAGAGUGCUUGGUGAGAUUCUGUGAUGUAGUGGAAAAUUUGUACACGAGGGAGUACCUUCGCAAACCCACGCCGAGGGACCUGCAACGGCUUCUACAAAAAGGCGAGGCUAGAGGGGAAGAACUGUCCUACUGCUUGGCAAGGAGAGUACGGGAAUCGGAAGGGCCAAAAAAGUAUAAUUUUGGAGGCCGUAGCUUCAUUCGACUGUUGGUUUGGCAUGCCUUCUUCGGGGUUGCCGGAUCUCAAAAUGACCUUAAUGUCCUUGGUCAAUUCCCGGUGUUCGACGAGGUAUUGCGAGGUCAUUCCCCCCAGGUCACGUACCAAAUCAACAAUACCGUAUACUUGGUGCGUACUACCUUGCUGACGGAAUUUUAUCCUAGGUGGACGACAUUCGUGAAAACAAUUCCGAAUCCCCAAUCCGAGAAGGAAAGAAGGUUUGCUUCCUUUCAAGAAGGUUACAGGAAAGACGUGGAGAGGUGUUUCGGUAUCUUGCAAGCUCGUUGGGCAAUUAUUAGGGUGCUGCUCGGAUGCUAG
This is a messenger RNA of Prunus armeniaca (apricot), 657 nucleotides long. The record is from the annotation of a GenBank genome assembly. Lineage: Eukaryota; Viridiplantae; Streptophyta; Magnoliopsida; Rosales; Rosaceae.